Amoebophrya sp. A25 is the source of this 3665-nucleotide messenger RNA. The record is from the annotation of a GenBank genome assembly. NCBI's taxonomy places the organism in Eukaryota, Dinophyceae, Syndiniales, Amoebophryaceae.
CACUGUGACAGUAAACUAUUUUCUCACACUGAGCGUCAGCGUCCGCGUCAGCAGGCACUACCCGAGUGAUGUACGCUCAUAAUUUCUCCUGGCUGAUUCCUUUAACAAGGUUGGUGCACUAUUGUUGGUAAGUGUCCCCAUUGCUCUCUUUUUAUUUUAUUGAUGUUGAACAUGUCAUCAUCUGACGAUGUUGCUACAACGAACAGGCUAAGACUGACUGUCCCCUCAUUGAUUAUGAGAGAGUUACAUCAAAUUGUAUGCUGACGCAGUAGUUGUAAGAUGAUCAAUAAGCUGCAUAAAGGAGUAUCAAAAAUUCGUAUUUCGUUUGCUAGCAUUCAGCAUUUUCCUUGUACCAACAAAGACUGGUACUAAGGUAAGUGUAGAUUGAUCCUGACUUGAUGAGAAGACCACCACCACAUUUACAUACAUUUGCAUGGAUUUUUCUUCUUUGGAGGAUAAAGAUGAUAGCAGGUCUUUGCAGCGUGCCUUUUCGGCAGAUUGCCAUGCUUUAUGGAACUGCCUGGAAGGAGGAGAGAACCACGGAGCUAGUAAAACGAGCGUUUCAGCUUGGCUUUAGGGGUGUCGAUACGGCGUGUCAACCGAAACAUUACCAAGAGCACCUUGUCGGCCAAGCCUUGAAGGAACUUAUCGAUGAGGUUGGAAUUUGAAAAUAAUAUUAAUAUGCUAGUCGUGACGCGAGUGUUUAGUUGCUAAGAGGAAAGGCGAAGAUCAAAGAAAAAGGAGGGCAACACUGCUAGGGACUAGAAGAAGAGCAGAGGGGGGCGGGCGUUGGAGGCCAAAGUGCUACAGCCGCCGCAAAGUGGCCGCCGCGGGACGCUUCUCGCGAGCAGGGCGCGGCAGCGAAUUGCUGCGCCGUUCAGUUUUUCCUGCAUUUUGGAAGCCAUUACAAGGACAAAACGCGCACGCGGUGCACGUUUUAUCCCGUUAACGUCUCGAAAGGCCCAAAGGGGGAAAACACGCCAGCCCGCCCGCGGACAAGGCCGCCUGCAGCGCUUCUACCCGGCCUGGGAACCUGCUCAGGGAAGUCUCGCCGUCCGCAUUGCGUGGCUUGCGGCCUUGUGGCGUGUUUCUUCUCGCCCUCCCUCGGCGGGUUCGUUCUGGCUUUUCGUGUUGCAAGCCUUGAGAUGGGCAAACCUUGAGAGGGGCAAACCCUGAGAGGGGCAAAACCUGAGAGAGGCAAACCCUGAGAGGGGCAAACCCUGAGGACGCCAGGGGGGCCCCCCCUGGCACGCUAAAAAUGGGAUCGCUAAUAUGAUUCUCAAAACCCUGAGUUUUGAAACCUUGAGGUGAAAAAUUAGGAGGCAAACCCUGAGGCUGAAGCCUUGGGUUUUUUCCGCUGUUUGGUCUACCCUGAGAGCCAAAACCCUGGGAGCGGUCCAAAACCUUGGCUUUUUUUCCGCGAGCGUGAACCGUCUCCGACUUAGCGGCUCCCUCACAAACUCUGCAGAACUCUGGCUUUCGUUUCCUCUAAACCCUGGAAUUCCAUUUGGCGCCCCUUAAAACCCUGACUUUCGACCUCGAUUCUUGUCGAUUCGUAUAUAAAAGGAAUAAGGUGCCACUCAGAAUUAGCAUACUACUACUAGGUGCAGAUUGAUUGGCAAAACGAUGUGAGUCGUCUUUAGAGUUUUUUGUGUCAUUGAUUGACUUCGGUUCUAAUUAUUCUUGUCACCGUAAGAUGGAGCUCCCUUGGCAAUAUGGAGCUACCUUUGUCUUCCAAUUUCAUAAAAUACACAUGUUGCUACAACGAAUCACUGACUCGCACUCACUCUCAGGGCGUAAUAACACGGCAGGAUGUGUGGAUCCAAACGAAGUAUACGUCUAUUGAUGGCCAGGACGCGAACAAGGUGCCAUACGAUAAGGAUGCGCCGCUUGAGGAGCAGGUGCGGCAAAGUGUAGAGGUAAGUCGACAGAACCUUCAAGUUGAGCAAAUCGACAGUCUAGUAUUGCAUGGACCGGUGAAGGGCCGAGCAGAUCUCACAAUGAAGGCGUGGAGAGCAAUGGAAAACGCAGUUGACGAGGGAAAGUUAUGCCUUGAUUUUAACAACAACUGAUAGUAUCAUACAAUCUAACGUGUGGCGAGGUGAAGUAAUAACUAUUCUAUCACGCUCCAAACAGUUUGGCGCCACACAAAAAGUGGCCUUACAUGAAAGGUUUUCGCUCUGCUUUCUUGGAGACAGACGGCCUCCGCUUUUACACACGGUUCCGUAUGUAAAACCGACACGACUCGAAGGAGCUCAGCAGGAGCCUCCAAUUGGACUGGCGUGAGAGGUUCCUUGCGAUGGGCUUCUUUGGAGGUGGAUGCCACUUUUGCAUGCGAUUCCGUAUGUUGUAAAAGCGACACGACGGACUUGAAGGAUCUCAGGAGUCUCCACUCUUAGACCAACAGCAGUGUCAGAUUCUCUCUUUCCGGUGAUCUGCGCCUCUUCUAAUCCUCGUUGCUCACCUCGGAGUAUCAAAUGUUUACGACUUACCUUUUUUCGAGUACCUUUAUACCGAGGCAAGAUACAAGCCCAUUGUAUUGCAGAACCGUUUUUACGUGCAGACUGGAUUUGACAGAGAGCUGCGAGACUUUUGCAGGGAGAGGAAUAUUAGGUACUGAAUGAUCAAAAAGAUGUACUUACUAGCUGAAGUUUUGAAAUUUUGAAUUGAAGAGUUGAGCUUCAUGUCCACUUUUUCAUCACCUACGCUUCUUCUUUAGCUUUAGAGUGGGGCCUAUGCAUCAAUUUUUAAAUUGCAAAGCUAGUCCUAGUCAGUGUCUUUCUUUAAACCAGCUGCACAAGGCUACACUCUUACAGGUAUCAAUCCUUCUGGACGCUAACCGCGAAUCCUGGUUUGCUCAAGUCACCACCGGUUCAAAGAUUGGCGCAGACCUACAACGCGACAUCUUCGCAGGUUCUAUAUCGAUACAUAAUUGACAGUAGUGGAGGCCAGCCUUUGUCCGGUUGCAAGGACCCACAGCACAUUCAGGAAGCUGUCGCAGUCCAGAGCCUUGGACCUCUGACGGAGGCGGACGUAGCAUCGAUUGAAGAGGUCAUGUACGCAGGCCGAAAGGGAUCCAGCAAACGAGAACUUUAGAGGUAGUAAAGGAGCAUCUUUGAUAAAAUUAGAAUGAGCAGAGCUGCUACUUACUUUUUGUACCACUGCUUCUGAUUUGUUGUAACUUUUUUCCUACGUGGUACCCUCAAUUUACGCAAUCUACCAGAUACUUCUCAACGUGGAGCAGCUUGCAGGACUCACUGGUGAUGUGAACAAGGACUCAGAUUAUUCCAAGAAAAAUUACAUCGGAAGCGUCAAAUUAUAGAAUAUCCACCUCACUUACACUCCGUUAUCAAUCGCGAUUGUAUCACUGAUACUACAUUUCUGCUUUGUCGUAGACGACAUUUUUCACAAAAUCAUUGCUACGCCAGCAGCUGUUGUUCAGCUCUUGCCCAGCAAUAUGGUGUUAGGGGAUUACAUUAUGGUACAUGCGAAAAGUCAAAGUCAUGAUGACAAAAAGGCGGUUACGCUUUCGUCGUGAUGCGCUUCUCGUUUUUUAUAGUCCUUUUUUUGUUCCGGAUAGCAAUGCAAACGAACAAAAAGACGUUGGAGUAUCUCAAGCUUUGGUGAAAAAUAGAUAUUACCAUUUUGUUUGGAUUCUUCUGAGU